UCUAAACCAACGAGGAAGAAGAAGACGAAUCGUCCAAUCAGACGCGCCGCCUGAAAAUCAACACGGAAGUCUUUUUUGGGCGCCAAUUUGAACGCCCCUCUCUGAACUUAAAAUAUAUUCUUUGUGUUUUUCGUACCCACUGUAAGCGGCGACAAUGGCUGAAAACACCUUCCCCGUUUACACUGUGGAUGCUAUAGUGAAUUUCUUUCGAACUGAAGUUCUCACCGGCCAAGAGGCGAAACACUUCACGAAGAGCGACUUGACUCCUCAUCCCAAGCCAGAAACCGUUCAGACCCUCUACAUGAGAGUGCUGCAUCUCCUGUAUCGUUUCAGGCCCGAGUGUCACUCCAUGGUUCCGCUUUUGGAGAACAUUCAGUUUCCAGUCUAUCAUGAGGGGGCCACUGGCAUCAUGAGCGUCUACACACGCAUGCGGCAGUUCCUGCCUAUGUGCUUGGUGUAUGAUUUUUCAUUGAAUGACCUGCUUGCUCCAAAGAAACAAAGGACUCUGACCAUUCUGAGCGCCAUCGUGAACUUUCUCCACUUCAGGAAUCAGCGGAUGGACGUGAUGUUGGAGAAACAGGCCAAAUUUAGAGCAGACGUGGACAAACUGCAGGUUUACACACAAGGCAACGCAGAAGCAGAGAAGAAGAUUGAGAUGCUGACGACCAUCCCACCGGAGCAGCAGGCCGAGGCUGACGAGUUGGCGGCGGCUCUCUCUGAACUGCAGUCCACCACCAUGCAUGAAUAUCAGGAAGUGAAUGCCAAAAACGACAGCAUUGCAGAGUGGAAAACCACAAUAGCGGAGAAGACGCAGAAACUGGCUCAGAUGAAGGUGGACAUCAUCAGCCUGAAGGAAGACGUCGGCAAACUCAAGUCUCAGAUCGUUGAGUCUCCAGAGGAGCUGAAGAGUCAGAUGGAGAAGAUGAAGGAGAACGUCAAAAACAUCAAGAACUCCAUAGAAGAAACGGACGAGCGUGUAGUGGAGCUUCAGAACAUGGUGCAGGGUGUGACUCACACGGACGCAGAGAUCCAGCUGAUGUACGGCCUCCUGCAGGACAUGGAGAGCAGCAUGAACAACAGCAAGCAGCGGCAGGAGGAGCACCAGGAUCUGAAGGCUCAGUACGAUAAGAAGCAGAAGGAGCUGAAGAACCUGUGCAUCGAGGAAGGUCAGCUGAAGCGAGCUCUGGGCAUGAAGCUGGACAAGGAGUGCAAGCAGAACAUCAGCAGACAGAAGAAGAGGGAGAUGAAGGAGCAGCACUACCAAGAUGUGUUGGGGCAGUGUAACCAAAUCCACCAGAAGCGAGAGGAGAUGGCCGACAAAAUCCAAGAGAUCUCCAAUGAGACGCAGCAGCUGAAGUCCAAGAUCAAGAGCCUGAGGGACGUGUGCAGCAAAGAGACGCAGAAGGCUCAGGCUCUGUACGACACCCUGUUGGAUUCAAUGGACGAGCUGCACCAGAGGAUCGAGAUGCGCAUCACAGACCUGAAGCUAAACGUCACCAAGAUGUCGCCAAACUUCUAAACUUUAUUCGUCGUUUUUUUACUCCUACUACUCCAACUAAUCGCCUUCUAUCUCUCGCCUCUUCUUACCGUUGUAACAUGUUGCCAAUUUGGCCUAAUAUUUAAAAAAAAGUUUCCAUAUUAAAAGUGAAUGCUGUAGUUGUCAUCUUUGACCUUUGUAAAUAAAACAGUCCAGUCACAAACUA
Molecule: messenger RNA, 1703 nt
Organism: Mugil cephalus (flathead mullet)
Lineage: Eukaryota; Metazoa; Chordata; Actinopteri; Mugiliformes; Mugilidae
Gene: nuf2
Product: UF2 component of NDC80 kinetochore complex
Exons: 13
Coding region: 155-1519 (454 amino acids)
Biological process (GO): kinetochore organization; mitotic spindle organization; attachment of mitotic spindle microtubules to kinetochore
Cellular component (GO): kinetochore; Ndc80 complex
Molecular function (GO): protein-containing complex binding
Source: RefSeq, a predicted model, not a curated record